Aspergillus terreus NIH2624 is the source of this 1362-nucleotide messenger RNA. RefSeq lists its product as uncharacterized. Gene Ontology annotation, biological process: carbohydrate transport; transmembrane transport. Gene Ontology annotation, molecular function: carbohydrate:proton symporter activity. NCBI's taxonomy places the organism in Eukaryota, Fungi, Ascomycota, Eurotiomycetes, Eurotiales, Aspergillaceae. The record is from RefSeq and is a predicted model, not a curated record. Bases 1 to 1362 code for a protein of 453 amino acids. Gene Ontology annotation, cellular component: membrane. The transcript is spliced from 5 exons.
AUGUGGGCGGCCACUGCAAUUGGACGCAAGCGCAAUAUCCAACUCGGGGCUCUCCUUGCGCUUCUUGGCGGGGCGUUGCAAGGCGGCGCUGCCAACAUAGCGAUGUUCCAAGUAGGUCGCUUCAUUGCAGGGGUAGGCAUCGGAAUCUUGGUUACAGUCUGUCCCAUGUACAUGUCUGAGCUGGCACCACCAGUGAAGCGUGGAUGGUUGGUGGGGCACCAUGCUAUCUUCCUCGUUUUCGGAUACAUGCUGUCUUCCUGGCUGGGUUUUGCAUGCUUCUAUGCAACUGAUAGUCAUCCGUCCUUUGCCUGGAGAUUUCCUUUGUGCAUGCAGUGCUUAGGCCCACUGGUACUCUCGGUCCUGUCCAACUUUAUUCCCAAGUCCCCUCGCUGGUUGCUACAAAAAGGUCAUACUGAGGAGGCCUGGAAGGUUCUGCAGAGAUUGCGGAAAGACCCCUUGGAUGAGCAUGACUUGGUUGCAAAGGAAGAGCUAUUCCAGACUAAACAGCAGAUUGCUCUCGAGCAGACCAAGCUGCAGGCGUUGGGUUGUGGGCCCUGGACCGCAGUGCUCAAGAAGAAGAGCUACCGGAAGAGAAUGAUCAUUGGAUUUUUGACUCAGUGGGGGGUUGAGUUUGGUGGUCCCCUGGUGAUCAACAAUUACGCUGUCAUUUUAUAUACGAAUUUGGGCCAGACUGGUUCAAUGCCUCUUCUUCUUUCGGCUCUUUGGCUAACUACUGCGGGAGUGAUAUACAAUCCGCUCGGCGCUUGGCUUCAUGACAAGGUCAACUCGCGUCGAGGGAUGCUGAUGGUCGGCAUGGCCGGUUGCCUUGUCACGACUUCAGGUUUGGCCGGGUGCAUCGCUGAAUAUGCUGGAACAUCAAAUCGCGCGGGAAACGCAGCAGGGGUGUUCUUUAUAUUCCUCUAUCUCGCGUUUCAAGGGACAUGCUGCGACACGACGAUGUACUUGUACGUGUCUGAAAUCUUCCCUACCGAGAUUCGAACAAUCGGUAUGGGAUUCUCUCUCUUCGGCCAAUUUGCUGCCACCAUCGUCCUCCUUCAGACUGCGCCCAUCGGCAUUCAAAAUGUCGGGUGGAAGUACUAUCUCGUGAUUAUUUGCUGGUGUAUUGUCUUUGUUCCUCUUGUAUAUUUCUUCUGGCCUGAAACGGCCCGUCUGUCAUUAGAAGAGAUUGCUGGCAAGUUUGGUGAUGACGUUGCUGUCCACAUCAAUGAUGUGUCUGAGGAACAGCGAAGGGAACUCGAUGAGUUCUUGAAGAACCAGAAUCUGGUACACAUUGAGGACACCAAGCAAGAGGAGAUGCAUACCAGCUCUCCCGGAAGUGGUAAUGUCGAGCAGAUAGUCUGA